Oryza sativa Japonica Group (Japanese rice) is the source of this 2653-nucleotide messenger RNA. Its product is annotated as DEK domain-containing chromatin-associated protein 4. Gene Ontology annotation, biological process: chromatin organization; regulation of double-strand break repair. The record is from RefSeq and is a predicted model, not a curated record. Gene Ontology annotation, molecular function: DNA binding; histone binding. Gene Ontology annotation, cellular component: nucleus. NCBI's taxonomy places the organism in Eukaryota, Viridiplantae, Streptophyta, Magnoliopsida, Poales, Poaceae.
AAAUAAAUAUCCCGAAAUAAUUCUCCGUCUCUCUCUCUCUCUCUUUCUCUCUCGCAGUCACCGCAGGUGGAGAGGGUGGAGGAGACGGGUAGGGGGGGAGGAAGCCGAGGAGGCGACGCGACUAGCUGCUGCUGCUGCUGCUCCUGCUCCACUCCGCCCUAGGUCAGGUAGUGCAAUAAGGGUUUCUCGGGAUGCCUGAGGAAGACCCAGCAUCGGCAAUGGAGGAGACCGCUGUAGCGAAUGGAGGAGCAGCUGAUGAUGUUGCUGCUCCUGAUAAGGACAAUGACAUUAAAGAAAAAGCUGGCAAGGGCAACGAGGUAGCAGUAGAGAAUAAGAAUGCUGAAGAGCAGAAUAAAGGAGGCUCAGAGAAUGGUACCAAGGGUCCAUCUGAUGGAGAUGUUGAGAUGGCGGAGGCUGAGACUGCAAAGGAGAGUGAUGUGAAGCAGUUGGACACUGAGGAUGCGAAAAAGGAUGGUGCGCAGGAUGCAGAUGCAAAUGAAGAAAAGAAUACCAAGGACACAGAAGGUGAAGAUGUCAAGAUGGCUGAGGCUGAGGCCGAGGCAGGAAAUGCCGAUGUCAAGGAUACAGCAGAGAAGGAAGAUAAAGAUGAGAACACCAAUACGGAGAAGCAGGAAUUGAAAGAUGCAAAAGAAAGUGGUUCUGAGAAGCAGGAGGAAUUGAAGGAGCAAGAUAAAAGUGGUUCUGAAAAGCAGGAGGAAUUGAAGGAGCAAGAUAAAAGUGGUUUAGCUGAGUACGAGGAAAAGAAAGCAGAAGAAGAGAGUGGUGCUGAGAAGCAAGGGGAAGAGGAAGCAGAGGAAAAGGGCUCUGCUGAUAAUGACAACGAGGAAGGAGACAAAAAUGCAAAUAUCAGUGAUGAACAUCUGAAAAAAGAUGGUGGAAAGGAUGGAAACAAAGAUGAAGCAGAAGAAGAGGAGGUCAGUGAAGCAGACAAGAAGGUAGAAGAGAAUAAGGAGGAAACACCGAAGAACAAGAAGGCAAGAAGUGCAAGGGAUAGAAGCCAAGGUAAGGAUAAGAAACAGGAUGGGUCCAAAUCCAGGGAAGCGAAGAGCUUACUGAACACCGCCAGCCCUUAUGGUACUGAUCGCCCUCAGCGUGAGAGGAAAACAGUGGAGAGGUUGGUUGAAGUGAUUGAAAAGGAGCCCAACAGGAACUUCGUAGUUGAGAAGGGUCGUGGUACUCCGUUGAAGGAUAUACCAAGUGUGGCGCACAGAAUAUCAAGGAAAAAACCUGCUGAUCUUAAGUUUCUUCACAAUGUUCUUUUUGGCAGGAAAGGCAAGACUGUUGAUUUUAAAGGUCAUAUACUCCAGUUCUCUGGUUUCGUGUGGCAUGAAAGUGAUGAAAAGCAGAGGGCGAAGGCUAAGGAGAAGCUUGACAAAUGUGUGAAAGACAUGUUGUUGGAACUCUGUUGGAUCCUUGCUAUUCCGACUCCAAAAGCAAACAUCAGAAAGGAAGAUAUUGUGGCAAAGCUGUUGGAUUUCAUUGCUGAACCUCAUGCUAUGGCUGAUUCCGGGCAUUCGGAUGAUCAGGGGUCGAAUUCUCGGAAACGCAAGAGAGGAAGCACACCCAAGAGUUCUAGCAAGAAAUUUGAUGAUGAUGACGACAUAACUCCAAGUAAAAAGCGGAAUAAAGCUCUGGAAUAUGAUACUGAUGAAGAUGAGGAUGAUGCGGAUCCCAUGAAGUCAGAUAGUGAGGAAGAUGACUAUGAUUCUGAGAAAGAGAAGGCAAAGAAGAACUCCUCAGAUGCAAAAGAUACCGCUAGUAAAAAGAAGGCUGCAACAGGGAGCAGCCACAAGACAGGUACUCCAAGGACAGUGAGCAAGAGUUCAAGCAAAACACCAUCUUCAAAAGUUUCCAAGGAAAAGGAGAGCCCUGAGGACAGUGCAAAAGUCUUCUCUAGGAAGAAGAAAUCUGUCACACCAAAGCGUCCUUCAAGCUCUGAAAAGGAGAUAAAAGACAAGAAGUCAUCAGGUAAAAAGGUGACAAAGGGUAAAGGAGAAUCAGCAGAAGUAGGUCUACCCAGUAAGGACGAGCUGAGGAAAACCAUAACUGAAAUCCUUAAAAAAGUUGAUUUCAACACGGCUACUUUCAGUGACAUUCUUAAAAAGCUUGAGGAUCGCUACAAGAUUGACCUGACACCACGAAAGUCAGCUAUCAAAAUCAUGAUCCAAGAGGAGCUAACCAGGCUGUCGAAAGAAGACGACGAUGAGGAUGAGGACGAGGAUGGAAAUGAAGACGCUGAGAAGAAAAAACCACAACAUCAAGCCAAGGAGGUGGUGGCCUGAGCUGAGCAUUGGUGAAACCUCGUAGGUUUAGCACCCGCUGUUAAUUAUUAUCCGCUGUUAAUUAUUAUUUUGUACCUGCAUGUAUGCCGAACCUUGUGCUUGCAUCAUGGGCAGCCCCCAUGUUAAUUAUUGUUAAUCCGUGUCCACAGAUAGCCAAAAACCAUAUCCCUGUUUGGUAAUGUCAAAAACAAGGUUCGCUUAGGCAGCCCUACACCUGUAGCUGACUUGGGAGGCAAUUUCUUAGGUAACUGUUGAUGUCCAAAAACUCUGCAAUGGGAUGUGGCAGAGCAUCAUGUAAUGAAUCAUGUUCGUCAUAGGUUUGAAUAACAAGUGGACGUAUUAGGCUGUAA